This is a messenger RNA of Mycosarcoma maydis (corn smut), 1692 nucleotides long. RefSeq names its product putative myo-inositol 1-phosphate synthase (MIPS). Lineage: Eukaryota; Fungi; Basidiomycota; Ustilaginomycetes; Ustilaginales. Gene Ontology annotation, biological process: inositol biosynthetic process; phospholipid biosynthetic process. Gene Ontology annotation, molecular function: inositol-3-phosphate synthase activity. Gene Ontology annotation, cellular component: cytoplasm. The record is from RefSeq and is a predicted model, not a curated record. Bases 1 to 1692 code for a protein of 563 amino acids. The transcript has a single exon.
AUGGCUCCUGUCGCUAACGGAAACACCGCCGCCAACGGCCAUGCCGUCCACGCUAACGGUGCCAAUGUGCCCAUCAACCCCACCAACGCUCGUCACGAACAGCGCGAGUUCAUCCGCGUCAACUCGGACAAGGUCAACUACUCCACCGAGACCAUCGUUGCCGACUACGAGUACCUCAACACCCACGUGGAAAAGGUUCACCACGACGAUGGCACCACUGAAUACGUUGCUACCCCCUUCCAGCGCCAGUUCCAGUUCAAGACCGAGCGCAAGGUUCCCCGCACCGGUCUCAUGAUGGUUGGCUGGGGUGGUAACAACGGCACCACCAUCACCGCCACUAUCCUCGCCAACAAGCACAACAUCACUUGGCACAACAAGGAUGGUCUCCAGGUGCCCAACUACUACGGCUCGCUCGUCCGCGCCUCCACUAUCCGCCUCGGCACCGACCCUGCCACGGGCAAGGAUGUCUGGGUCCCCUUCUCCAACGUCCUCCCCAUGGUCCACCCCAACGACCUCGUCCUCGGUGGUUGGGACAUUUCGGGUCUCCCCAUGGACCAGGCCAUGACCCGCGCAAAGGUGCUCGACUACGACCUCCAGCGACAGGUCGCCCCUUACAUGGCCGAGAUGAAGCCGCUCGCUUCCGUCUACUAUCCGGACUUUAUUGCUCAGAACCAGGAGCAACGUGCCGAUAACGUUCUCCCCGGCCAGUCCAAGGCGGCUCACGUCGACCAGAUCCGCGCCGACAUUCGCGAGUUUAAGCGCCAGAACAACCUCGAUCAGGUCAUCGUUGUCUGGACCGCCAACACGGAGCGCUACUCGGAGAUCCUCCCCGGCGUCAAUGACACGGCCGACAACCUCCUCAAGGCGGUCGAGCAGAACCACGACGAGGUAUCGCCCUCCACCAUCUUUGCCAUUGCCUGUAUCCUCGAGAAUGCUCCUUACGUCAACGGUGCUCCCCAGAACACCUUUGUCCCCGGAUGCAUCCAGCUCGCCGAGAAGCACAAGGCUUUCAUCGGUGGUGACGACCUCAAGACCGGUCAGACCAAGGUCAAGUCGGUCCUUGCCGAGUUCCUUGUCAACGCCGGUAUCAAGCCGCUCUCGAUCGCCUCGUACAACCACCUGGGUAACAACGACGGCUACAACCUCAGCUCGCAGCGUCAGUUCAAGUCCAAGGAGAUCUCCAAGUCUUCGGUCGUCGACGACUGCUGUGCUGCCAACCACUUGCUCUACAAGCCUGCCGUUCCCGGCAAGACCAACGCCGACGGCAAGGCUGACAAGGGCGAGCACCCGGACCACUGCAUCGUCAUCAAGUACCAGCCCGCCGUCGGUGACCAGAAAGUUGCCAUGGACGAUUACACCUCGGAGCUCUGCAUGGGUGGCCGCAACAGGCUGUACGUCACCAACCUCUGCGAGGACUCGCUGCUUGCCUCGCCUCUUCUGCUUGACCUGACCAUUCUGGCCGAGCUCAUGACGCGCAUCACCUACAAGGCCGGCACCGCGGACAAGGAGUGGAACUCGAUGUACUCGGUCCUCUCGCUCCUCUCGUACUCGCUCAAGGCUCCGCUCGUCAAGCCAGGCACGGAUGUUGUCAACUCGCUCAACAGGCAGCGUGCCGCUUGCACCAACUUUAUGCGUGCUUGCCUCGGUCUCGCUCCUGAAUCCGAUCUCCUACUCGAGACCAGGGUCUGGUAA